This is a messenger RNA of Cololabis saira (Pacific saury), 1783 nucleotides long. Its product is annotated as zinc finger protein OZF-like. Gene Ontology annotation, molecular function: RNA polymerase II cis-regulatory region sequence-specific DNA binding; DNA-binding transcription factor activity. The record is from RefSeq and is a predicted model, not a curated record. NCBI's taxonomy places the organism in Eukaryota, Metazoa, Chordata, Actinopteri, Beloniformes, Belonidae. Gene Ontology annotation, biological process: regulation of transcription by RNA polymerase II. The transcript has 3 exons. Bases 52 to 1539 code for a protein of 495 amino acids.
AGAAGAUUUAACGACGAAACCGAGCCGUGAGUUUGUGUUUCACGCUAUUAAAUGAGUCUCUGUAGCGAAACCGAUGGAUUUGUCAUGUCGGUUGUGACGGGUUUACGAUCAUUUGAUGUCUCUGGUGACUUUAAUCCCACAUUUUCCAGCAGCAACGCUCGAGUGGAGGCCACGUGUUUGCAGGCUGCAUUCUUCCAGCCGAGGUUGAAACAGGUGGAACAAUGUGCAGCAUGUUCAUAUGGAACUGUGGAGACUCUGUGGAACAGUUUGGAGCAGGAAAUAAGGAGAAGUUUGCAGACAGACCGGGAUCAGAACCAGAACCAGGAGAUGGACCGGGAUCAGAACCAGAACCAGGAGAUGGACCGGGAUCAGAACCAGAACCAGGAGAUGGACCGGGACCAGAACCAGAACCAGGAGAUGGACCGGGAUCCGAACCAGAACCAGGAGAUGGACCGGGAUCCGAGCCAGGACUCCUCAUCCAGCAGGACUAAAGCGGACGCUGCUGGUCUGCAGAAUCAUAAAGGAAGACCCAAAAGACACUGCUGUGAUGAUUGCGAGCAAGUCUUCACCACUUCAUCAAACCUGAAGAAGCAUAAGAAAACUCACACUGGUGAUAAACCGUACAGCUGUGAUCAGUGUGGAGUGGCUUUUGCCCAAAAAGGUAACCUAAAUAAACACCAACGUAUUCACACUGGAGAAAAGCCUUACAGAUGUGAUCAGUGUGGAGUGGCUUUUGCCCAAAAAGAUAACCUAAAGCAACACCAACGUAUUCACACUGGAGAAAAGCCUUACAGAUGUGAUCAGUGUGGAGCGGCUUUUGCCGAGCAAGGUACUUUAAGGCGUCACCAACGUAUUCACACUGGAGAAAAGCCUUACAGAUGUGAUCAAUGUGGAACGGAUUUUGCCCAGCAAAGUGCUUUAAGGAGUCACCAACGUAUUCACACUGGUGAAAAGCCUUACAGAUGUGAUCAAUGUGGAGCAGAUUUUGCCCAGCAAGGUGUUUUAAGGAGUCACCAACGUAUUCACACUGGAGAAAAGCCUUACAGAUGCGAUCAAUGUGGAGCGGAUUUUGCCCGACAAGAUAAUUUGACGACUCACCAACGUAUUCACACUGGAGAAAAGCCUUACAGAUGUGAGCAAUGUGGAGCAGCUUUUGCCCAUCAAGGUGCUUUAAGGAGUCACCAACGUAUUCACACUGGAGAAAAGCCUUACAGAUGUGAUCAGUGUGGAGCGGCUUUUGCCCAGCAAAGUGCUUUAAGGCGUCACCAAUGUAUUCACACUGGAGAAAAGCCUUACAGAUGUGAUCAGUGUGGAGCAGCUUUUGCCCAUCAAGGUGCUUUAUGGAGUCACCAACGUAUUCACGCUGGAGAAAAGCCUUACAGAUGUGAUCAGUGUGGAGCAGCUUUUGCCCGACAAGGUACCUUAAGGAGUCACCAACGUAUUCACACUGGAGAAAAGCCUUACAGAUGUGAUCAGUGUGGAGCGGCUUUUAGCCAAACAAGUAGUCUAAGGAAACAUCAGGGUAUUCACAUUGGAUAAAAAGUGUACAUUUGUAAUCAGUGCUAAUAUCAUUUAUUUUGAGAGUUCAGUUAAAAUGCACCAGUUUAGUUAAUUUAGUUUGAAAGAAAUAAUUCACGCAUAGUUACUGACACACACACCAACACAUAGAUGAUCUGAAGUUUGUGUUUAAUGUUUAGUUAGUUGUUGUUUAUGUGUAGGUUAGGCAUCUGAGUUCAGCCCAAAUUUUGUUUCACUUUCUUCUUUUAAGACUUUUGUAAAUAAA